Messenger RNA from Ilex paraguariensis (yerba mate), 396 nucleotides. The record is from the annotation of a GenBank genome assembly. NCBI's taxonomy places the organism in Eukaryota, Viridiplantae, Streptophyta, Magnoliopsida, Aquifoliales, Aquifoliaceae.
AUGGAGAGUCCUUACUAUGCACCGCCACACGUGGACACAUCUCGGCCGUCCUUAGGCUUCCCUCUCGGGACAGCCCUCCUCUUGAUCAUCAUUUUCAGUCUGAGUGGCAUCUUCUCAUGUUGCUACCACUGGGACAAGCUCCGGUCCCUCCGCCGAUCUUUCGCCGAUGGUACGGAUCCCGAGGCAGGUAGUGAUGAAGAGACCUCGAAGCUUGAAGCCACCCCCAUGGAUUUAAAACAAAUUAAAAACCAAAGCUUGCCAGUACUAAUGCCAGGAGAUCAGAUUCCAAAGUUCAUAGCAUUGCCAUGUCCAUGUAAGCCUCCAAGACCGGAAAAGGUCAUUGUACAGGUGCAGAAGCCGCCCAAGCCCCCAAGAAUAGCAGUGCCUUUGUAUUAG